Messenger RNA from Chlamydomonas reinhardtii, 3006 nucleotides. RefSeq lists its product as uncharacterized. The coding region runs from base 163 to 2448 and encodes 761 amino acids. The record is from RefSeq and is a predicted model, not a curated record. Gene Ontology annotation, biological process: mRNA processing. The transcript is spliced from 10 exons. Gene Ontology annotation, molecular function: RNA binding. NCBI's taxonomy places the organism in Eukaryota, Viridiplantae, Chlorophyta, Chlorophyceae, Chlamydomonadales, Chlamydomonadaceae.
UGUAUCCCUGCUCUGUUUGUGUGCUGUUUUUUCCAAAUCUGUAGAGCUUCCAUAGCCACACCACCCUACCUUCCCGGGCACGGAAAACGCAGCAUCUGGAGUAGCGAAGUGACCAUGAGCGGGCCGCCAGGCUUUCCGCCUUUUGGAGGUUUUAGACCAGGAAUGCCUCCAGGAGGCAUGGGAUUCCCAGGACAGCCGAUGCCGUUCGGUAUGCGACCCCCCAUGUUGAUGGGUGGGAUGCCUGGUAUGCAGGGACCUAUGCCAGGCGGCAUGCCGGGGGGUAUGGGCAACUUGCCAGGCCUGCGACCCCCUCCCGGUGGACCCGGUCCCGGCAUGCCCCUCGGCGGCCCUGGCCGCCCAGGCAUGGGCGGUGCCAGCGCGCUAGCCAAGUCAGUGUACGUGCCGCCCUCCAUCGCUGAGAAGAGCACCACGGUGUAUGUGGGCAAGAUCGCCGGCUCCGUGCCGGACGAGGUGGUGCGCGACCUGCUGGACGCCUGCGGCCGUGUCAAGUCCUGGAAGCGGCAGGUGGACCCGGACACCAAGCAGCCCAAGGGCUUUGGCUUCUGCGAGUUCGAGGACGCGGAGGGCGUGCUGCGAGCCAUGCGGCUGCUGAACGGCCUCAAGCUGGAUGGCAGCGAGCUGCUGCUCAAAUGUAACGCCGCCACGCAGAAGUACACGGAGCAGUACGAGGCGCAGAAGGCGGCGGAGAAGGCGGAGCGCAAGGCCAGGGCCGCGGCGGACAAGGCCGCGGCGGAGGCCGCGGCGGCGGCGGGCGGCGAGGCGCCGGGCGCGGAGGGCGGCGGCGGCGGUGGGGGCGCGGACGGGAGGGAGGAGGGCGAGGACGGCGAGGCGGAUGAGGACGCGGCGGCGGACAACCGCGUGCUGGAGGUGGUGAUGAGUGUGGUGUCGGAGCGGGAGGAGAAGACGCGGGGGAAACUGCCACCGCCGCCACCGCUGCCUGGCGGCGGCGGCAGCGCGGCGCAGGCGGCGAACGAUUUCCUCGCGCAGCUGGGCGGAGCCGGCGGCGCGACGCCGGGCAGCGGCGGCAAGGGCUUGGGCCGUGAGCGGGACCGUGAAGGCGAGCGGGAGCGGGAGCGCGAGCGCGACCGCGAGCGCGAAUGGGCUCGCGAGGCGGAGGCGGAGCGGCGCAAGGAUGACGAGCGGCGGCGCGAGCUGGACGCCAAGUACGAGGCGCGGCUGAGGGAAUGGGAGCGAUACGAGAGGCGUGGUCCGUGGCGGGGGUUGCGGGUGCAGCAGCGGGCCUCAGCCUCAGCCUCAGCAGCGCCCUCACGUAGCAGCCCGGAGCGCGUGGCGGUGCGCGAGCGCGAGCGGGAGCGGCGUGCUGCGGCCGAGGCGGACUGGCGGCGGGGCGCGCGCGACGACCUGGAGCUGUACGACAGCGAGGACGAGCGGGAGCCCUGGGAGCGCAGGCCGCUGGGAGGAACCCGCAAGUCCAUGGAGCGGCGGAAGCGCCGACUGGAGGAGGAGGAGGAAGACGACAUCGACCGCCAGCGCGAAGCGCGGGAAGAGGAGCGCCGCGCCGCCGCGCGCCGCGCCGCCGCCGCGGAGGCCAGCGCGCGCGAGGUGACGCCCGGCCCCGCCGCCAGCGGCGUGCAGGAGACGCCGGCGGUGCCGCCGCACCUGCUCAAGGCGGAGAGCCGCGCGCCUAAAGAGGAGCCGCCUAAGCAGGAGCCCGAGGUGGACACGAACGACCCCAUCUACCAGGCCAUGCUGGCGGCGGCGCGCGCGCCGGUGGCGCCGACGCCGGCGCAGUUCCCCUACCCAUCCGUAAAGUCGGAGCCGCACGGGUCGGCGAGGGCGGGCAGUGAGUCGCCGGGGCGAGGCGGCAGCGGCGGCGGCGGGGGCGUGGUGUCGGGCUCGACGGGGCCGGCGGCGCCGCCGCCGGCGGGCCGCGUGGCGUUUGGCUCGGGUCGGGGCGGCAUGCGCAACACGGCGGCGCUUGCGGCCAUGUUUGCGGAUGAGGAGGAGACGACGCACAAGCGGCAACUGAAACCCAUUCGCUACAGUGAAGAGGAGCUGGCGGCCGUGUCGGAUGCGCCGGCGGGCGGCCCGCCAGGCGCCUCCGGGCGGCCGGGCGGCGGCGCGCCGCCGCCGGCCGACCCCAAGGCCGCACUCAAGGCGAUGAUGGAUACCAUCCCCACCGCGCGCGACGGCGUCUUCUCCUACGCCAUCAAGUGGGACCACUACAACGCGGCGACCAUGGGCGAGAAGUUCCGGGGCUGGGUGGCGGGCAAGGUGGAGCAGCUGCUGGGCGUGCCUGAGCCCACCCUGGUGGACUACGUGGUGAAGCUGCUGGGCAACCGCACCGGCCCCGAGCAGCUGCACGCCGAGCUGGCGCCCGUGCUGGACAACGACACCGAGACCUUCGUCAUCAAGCUGUACCGCAUGGUCAUCUACGAGACUGAGAAGGCGGCGCUGGGGCUGUGAGGCGGCGGCGGCGGCGGCGGAGGUGGUGGCGGCAGUGGCGGUGACGGGCAAUAGCGUGGCAUGGGGUGGCUUGGCACGGCACAGGAUAGCGACUGUGUGGUUGGGUGCGAUGGCAAACCACAGCGCGCGCGUAUGCUCAGAGCCUCAGCCAUUUCAUGUUGCCAUUGGCAAGCCUGACAACGGCGGUGCAAGGCCAAAUCACCAAAUGGUGCCGCCAAAUAGGGCAGUCUUGGAGUUCCAUGUGUUGUCUGAAAGUGGUGCAUGCGGCCUGAGAAACCCCGGGAAACGCUGGAGUGGCCCUAGCCGAACCCACAGUGCAGACGCAGGGAUCAGUCAGAGGAGCACUCGACGGUGGGCUGGCCGCAGAGGCCGGUGUAAUGGAAUGGCGUGGCCGAGCGGCUGGCUGUGCUAUGGGACAGGGUCAAGGCAGGUUUGUGAAGUCUCGUAGGGUGCGCUGAUUCCCAGUCGACAGCAAACAAUUCGCAACGGCAGUGCGUGAGCGCGCGGCUGGCCUUGCUGAGCGGUUGGCUGUUGUCGUUUGUUGUCUGCAUCCUGGUC